This is a messenger RNA of Galdieria sulphuraria, 963 nucleotides long. RefSeq names its product 14-3-3 protein-like protein. Gene Ontology annotation, cellular component: cytoplasm. Gene Ontology annotation, biological process: signal transduction. The transcript has 3 exons. The record is from RefSeq and is a predicted model, not a curated record. Lineage: Eukaryota; Rhodophyta; Bangiophyceae; Galdieriales; Galdieriaceae. The coding region runs from base 7 to 804 and encodes 265 amino acids.
UCACAUAUGGACGCCCAACAAAGAGAAAAAACUAUUUACUUGACAAAACUUGCCGAACAGGCAGAACGUUAUAACGAAAUGGUAAAUGAGAUUCGCAAGGUCGCUUUGGAAGUUGGUCAAGACACACCAGAGCUAACCGUAGAAGAACGUAAUUUGUUAUCUGUUGCUUAUAAAAACGUGAUUGGUUCUCAAAGAGCUUCUUGGAGAAUAAUUUCGGCAGUUGAACAUAAGGAAGAGAAGAAAAAUAAUCAAACCCGCAUUAGUCUCUGUAAGGAAUAUCGAGAGAGUAUUGAAGUUGAAUUAGCAACUACUUGUAAGGAUGUGUUGAAAAUAGUGGAGGAACAUCUUAUUCCUAGUGCCAAAACUAGUGAAAGUAAAGUAUUCUAUCACAAAAUGAAGGGUGACUAUUUUAGGUACAUGGCAGAGUUCCUCAAUGAUGACGAUCGCAAAAAUGCAGCACAGAAUUCUCUGGAAGCUUAUAAGACGGCAUCCGAUGUUGCAAAUGUGGAAUUGCCCACUACUCAUCCUAUUCGUUUAGGUUUGGCUCUAAAUUUCUCCGUAUUUUACUAUGAAAUCCUUAAUUCACCUGACCGUGCCUGUCAGCUUGCAAAAAAGGCCUUUGAUGACGCUAUAGCAGAGUUAGAUACACUCUCUGAAGAAAAUUAUAAGGAUUCUACCCUAAUCAUGCAACUUUUACGCGAUAAUCUGACCUUGUGGACUUCAGAUAUGGGUGAUGAAGAGGAAGAUGGAAUACAAAAACAAUCAGCUCCUGUUGCGGAAGCAGAAAAGGAUAGUACGAAAUAGCCCGAGUAAUUAUAAUAUUGUGUUUAUUGUACGAGAAUAGAUUAGAUAUAACCUGACUAGCAAAGUUUCUAUUAUUGUCAUCUUGUGUUGUUUCAUUUUCUUGGUGAUGGCAUAAAUAACACUAUGUUUCUUUUGUUUUUUGUAGGGUUUUUUCCACAU